Messenger RNA from Nerophis ophidion (straightnose pipefish), 4289 nucleotides. It is a transcript of the gene pelp1, whose product is annotated as proline, glutamate and leucine rich protein 1. Gene Ontology annotation, biological process: rRNA processing. Gene Ontology annotation, cellular component: nucleus. The transcript has 19 exons. Bases 34 to 3795 code for a protein of 1253 amino acids. NCBI's taxonomy places the organism in Eukaryota, Metazoa, Chordata, Actinopteri, Syngnathiformes, Syngnathidae. The record is from RefSeq and is a predicted model, not a curated record.
CACGUUGGUGGCGUAGUUCGGCGGACAGGCAAGAUGGCGGCAUCAGCUUGGCUGCAUGGCCCGUCUGCUACGCGUUUAACUGAGGGCUUGCUGUCGGUGCUAAAAGAGCAGCGUCCAGAAUAUUUACCCUCUGUGUUGGCAAACUACAGAGAGCAUGGAGUGUUCCCCACACAGACCGCCAGUGCCGUCGGGGGUCUGGUGGGUUUUAGCCAUGCCAAACUGUCCUCAAGCAAAACCAAAUUUGAGGGCCUCUGUCUGCUCUCCAUGCUGGUUAAGGACAGCUCCUGUGAUCUAUUCCAGCAACACUGCCUCUCAUGGCUGCGCUCCUUGCAGCAGAUCAUCCAGUCUCAGGCUCCCGUGCAGACCAUCCAGCUGGCUGUGACCAUUUUGAAGGACUUGCUGCAAUAUUCGUCCCAGCUGGCCGAGCUGGCAAGAGAGGUGGGCCUCAACUGCAUCCUUGGCAUCCUCACGUCACUGCUGGCCCUCAAGCCUGAGUGUGAGCUGGCGGCCAUGGAGGGGAUGACAGCGUGUAUGACCUACUACCCCAGAGCUUGUGGAUCCCUCAGGGACAAACUGGGUGCCUAUUUCCUCUCUAAAAUGGACAGUUGCAACAAGAAAACACAAGAGAUGGCAUGCCAGUGUUAUGGCCGCCUCCCCUGCCUGGGUGGCCUCAUGGAUCGAGUGUCUGGGGCUGGCAGAGCAGAGAGAUGGAUCAAUCAGGUUCACUGCCUGCUGGCCUCGGCCAAUACCCUGCUGACUCAUAUCUACCAGGGCUCGGAAACUGACAGAACCAUGCAAUAUGAAGGUCCAGGAGUAGAGCUGGGCUUUCCUCAUCUCAGCUCGUCGGAUCCACUGCUACUUCUACAGCUGCAGAACAGAUACACAGCAGUCUGCCUGGCACUCAAUCACACUCUCCGGGUGGACCCGGCGUCAGCUGUGCGUUUGCCCGUCAGACCCAUUCUCAACCUUGUUUGCCGAGCUCUAGCUGUCAGCUCCAAGAGCAUUAAUUUAACAGGGGAUGGCAGCGUAAGGUUGCUUCUCCUGCCUGUUAUACACACCAACACACUGGAGGUCUUAUCUGCUCUCAUCACAGUUGUGCGCAGCAGCAUGGUUCAGUAUGCCGCUGUCCUCCAGAGACUCUUCUCCCAAACACUGAGUGCAUGGAUGCCUCCACCUGAAGCCAACCCUGGGCAGCAGAGAGCCUAUAGCUCAGUGCGAAUGUCCGUGUAUAGAACCUUAGAAGUUUGGGUACAGGUGGCCGGAGCCUCUGCCAGCAUCCUCCAGGGGAGUCCUAGCCACUCAGAGCUGCUGUUUAGCCACCUUUUGGGUGACAUCACCCCAGGGGCAGACUCUAUCAAGCUCCGUGCGGGUCUGUCGGCUGAAGUGGUUCCUGGAGGCAAACCGGGGCCUCGCAGGACCAAACCACUAGUAAUGGCGGAUGCUGUCGGACCUUCCCUUCAGAGGAAAGGCGACUCUUUAGCCAAUCAGGACACUUGCCUUUCCGCUCUAAGGGCGUUAAGACAAAUCAUACUGACUAAUGGAACACUUCUUAAGGCCGAUGUGCACAAGCGUCUCCACAAUGUGGUGCUUCCGCUGUGCGUGCGCUUGCAGCAGCAGCUGCAGUCCAGCUGCAGCACAGCUUCUGAGACAGCAGGGGGAAUAAGUGGUCAGUACGGCGGCGCCCUCACACGACGGGAACUAUACAGGUUGCUGUUAGCUCUGGUCCUGGUGCCGUCGCCCACUUGGCCCCCUCCCCUGACCUGUGCCGUGUCCAUUCUCAGCAAAGGACGUAACGACCGUAUCCUCAAGGUGUCUGCAUUCUGUACUGAGGCGCUGACCAUCUGUAACCCCCUCCUCCACCCUCGCACUCCCUCUAUCGCCAUUCCCUUACCACCUAUCACCCUUAAGCCAACCCCCUCUCCUUCAGUCCUCCCGUCUCCCCAGGGUGUGACCCCAGGCCUCCCUUUGCCAACCCUCCUUGGAGGCCCUAACUCCUCCUCUCCAUUCCCUGCCCGUCACUCCCUCUCAAUGGGCUCCACCUCUUUGCUGAGUUCCCUGGAAAACCACCUCUCUCUGCUUCCGGGCCUGACCGGCCAUGGUCACACACAGGAUAUGAUCCUGUCUCCACACCAUCACCAGCCAGACUCCUCUGCCCUGUGCCCCCCGGAGGGGCAAAGACCCGUAUUUGUGCGCUACGACAAAGAGGAGGCUGAAGACGUGGAGAUCUCUCUGGCCAGCGACUCGGACGACAGUGUGGUCAUCGUUCCUCCAGGGAUGCUCAACAUGGAGGCGCAGCAGAACCACUCGGCUGUGACUAACUCUCACAACCUGGCUCCUGCGACACCUAGAGGGGGGCCCGCUAUCGCCCUACCGGGGACUGAGUCUGUCACCAUGGCUCCCACCGCACAAGCGACCACCCCAAUGGACAGUGUCUCCCUGGCAACGUCUUCCCCUCUCCUCACUACCUCCACUGCCCCAGUCAACUCAUUCCCUCCUCAAGGGUCCUCAGCGGUUUCUCUCGCUGCACCCCUGAAUUCCAGCACGGCCCCUACAGGCGUCACGGGCGAAUCAUUGGCAGGAAGACCUCAGCUCCAGCAGAUGCUGAUGCAGCCUUCUGCUCCUCCACCCACAUCCAUGCCCCUCCCUUUGCACAUGCUGGGCCCACAGGGAAGACUCCUCCAGCAGCAGCAAGGUCCGCCUCCCAGCAAGGAGGACUCGGCCGUCAUCAACAUUAACAGCACUGACGAUGAGGAGGACAUGGAGGAUGAUGAAGACCUUGAGGAAGAUGAGGAGGACGAUGAGGAAGACGUGAGCGAUUUUCCUGAGGAGGGGGAAUUUUUUGAGGAAGGGGAGGAGUUUGAUGAAUUUGACGAAGAAGGGGAGGACCUAGAGGAGGAGGAGGAGGUAGAAGAAGAAGAAGAGGAGGAGGAGGAGGAUGAGGAGGAAGAGGAAGAUGGAAGAAUGCCUCCUUUGGAGGGAGUCGACGAGCAAUUAAAUGUUGGCGGCAUGCCAGAGGAGGAAAAACCAGACGAAGGAACUGGGGGAGGCAUACAGGAAGUGCAGCCCAGCAGAUCCAACUUUGGAGAGGACAAGAUGAAGGUGCAGGAGGUUGAGAGCAUCGGAGUCCUGGAAGGGGCCAGAGGAGAGGAGGAGGAGGAGGAGGAUGAUGAUGAGCAGGAGCGAAUGGAUGACCCCUCCAUGCCUCAAAUCCUGUGUGUGACCGGAGGAGUGUUGGAGGAGAGGGAGGAGGAGGAGGAGGAGGAGAAAAAGAAGGAAGAAGAAGAAGAAGAGGUGGGUGUGCAGGCUUUGGCUGAAGUGGCGUUUAGGGAUGCGCCAAGCUUGGAGGAUCAAGGAGCCAUUGAGGUGGAAGUGGCCCCGCCACCCCCAGAAGAACCGCAGGAAACACCAGCUGGACCCGCUCAGGAAUUGAGCGAGAAUGAUGACCUGCCGCCCGUGCUCCAAAAUGAACUGCUGGCAGGCCCACCCAAAGGCGGAUUGCUUGCCACAGAACCUGCGACCUUGUCUGGACCAAACUCACAGGAGCCAGAGAAGCGCAAUCUGGAGAAAAACGGCAAAGACGAGACUGAAUAUUCUGGGAUGGAAGGAGACGUUGGAGAGUGUGAAGAGGGUAAAGGAGUGAAGAGGAAGCGAGAUGAUGCACAAGUGGAGGAAGAGGUGGUACCAAGCCCAGAAAAGAAAAAGAUGGCUGAUGAUGCCAUGGCCUCCAUGUUGGCUGAUUUUAUCGCCUGCCCCCCUGACGACGACAAGGAGGCUCCGUCGACAUCAACAUGCUGAUAAAAACGCUACAGAAGUGCAAUUGAGGUUGCAGCAGAUACGUGACUCUUAAUUCGGACAUUUUCUGUUAUCUCAAGCAGCUGUGGUGAAGCAUCAGUAUUCACGUUGGUCAUGAUAAAUAUCAUUGCUAGACUCCCAUCAAUGUGGGGUGGCAGAUGGCUUUAGGUAGCAUGACAAUUAGUUUUACAAUAGCCAGGUGAAAAUGUAAGAACUGUAUUAUCACUAUGUAUCAUGCUCGUGACGUACUCUGCCUCUUCUUUUUCCGUUCUUUGAUCACUUGUCUCUUUUUUUUUUUUUUGCAGUAACAGUAAACUUGUUCAAAAUAUGUGUGUAUGUCAUUACUAUUUAUGUUACAUCACAUUGCACAAUUCAUGUCGGAAAAGUAGUAGCGAGAGUUAUUCAUUUAAUUUCAUGUUUAUUUUUUUUCACUUCCUGUGUUUCAAGUGUCAUUUUAAUAAUUCCUAUUGAAAAUGAAAAUAAAGUAUGGGCAGUAA